UCUCUGCUGAUGGCGUCCGCGGCUCUGUGCGGUUCCCGUCAGAGCCCGGAGGGGCCCCUCGGAGACCCCGCUCCGCUAGAAGAUGAAGAUUGUGAUCCCGAAGACGGGGACAGCGACUCGGGUUCCUAUGCGUCUGCUAGUAGCGAUUACGAUGACCUUGAGCCGGAGUGGCUGGACAGUGUGCAGAAAAAUGGAGAGCUGUUUUACCUGGAGCUGAGCGAGGGUGAGGAAGAAAGCCUCCUUCCCGAGCCGCCUGUGGUGAACCAUGUCAGGUUCAGUGAGAAGGAGAUCAUUAUUGAAGAGGGUGAUUACAGAGAAGGGAAAAAGUGUGAACCCAAACUCAAGCGGUUCACCAAAAUUCUAAAAAGUAAAAGACUUUUACCCAAGCGCAAUAAUAAGAAAAAUAACAAAGACAGUGGGCCAGUCUCCAUUCUAAAGCAUCAGUCCAAUCAGAAAACAGGAGUCAUUGUCCAGCAGAGGUACAAAGACGUGAACGUCUGUGUAAACCCCAAAAAGUUAACGGUCACCAAAGCCAAAGAGCAGCUCAAGCUUCUGGAAGUGCUGGUUGGGAUCCUCCAUCAGACCAAGUGGAGCUGGAGACGGACUGGGAAACAGGCCGGUGGGGAGAGGCUGGUGGUCCACGGCCUGCUGCCGGGGGGCGCGGCCAUGAAGAGCGGUCAGGUAUCGGUCGGUGAUGUCCUUGUUGCUGUGAACGAUGUCGAUGUGACCUCUGAGAACAUAGAGAGAGUUCUGUCUUGCAUCCCUGGACCUAUGCAGGUGAAACUGACAUUUGAAAAUGCAUAUGCCGUGAAAAAGGAAACAACUCAACCAAGACAGAAAAAGGCACAGUCGAACACAGAAGGUGAUUUAGUCAGACUUCUCUGGGGAGAAGAGGCUGAAGGCAUGGAGCAGAACGUGCCCAACACGCCUCACGUCGUUAUGUAUCUCACCCUGGAGCUGGACUCCGAGACCUCGAAGGAGGAGCAGGAAAUUCUUUAUCAUUAUCCAGUAUCUGACGCAUCUCAGAAACUUAAAAGUGUGAGAGGGAUAUUUCUUACCCUGUGUGACAUGCUGGAAAAUGUAACUGGAACGCAAGUUACUAGCUCAUCCCUUCUUUUAAAUGGGAAACAAAUUCAUGUGGCUUAUUGGAAAGAAUCGGACAAGUUGUUGUUAAUUGGCCUGCCAGCUGAAGAAGUUCCUCUUCCUCAGCUAAGGAAUAUGAUAGAAGAUGUUGCCCAAACCUUAAAGUUCAUGUAUGGUUCCUUAGACAGCGCCUUCAGCCAGGCAGACAACGUUCCUCGAGUGGAUCACUUUUUUGAACUGUUCUUUCAAAGAGCCCUGCAGCCUGCCAGGCUGCACGGUGGCGGUGGCGGGGCCAGUCCCCCGGCACAGCAGUACGAGGCCUCCAGCGCGGUUCUUUUGGACAGCCUCCCUGGGGCACGGUGGCUCACACUUCCGCCGGAAAUCAAGGUGGAAUUAGACACGGCAUUGAGUGACUUGGAGGCUGCAGAUUUCGCAGAACUGUCUGAGGGUCACUGCGACAUGAGGCGGCUGUAUACGAUUUUAGGGUCUUCUCUGUUUUACAAGGGCUAUUUGAUAUGCAGCCACUUGCCUAAGGAUGACCUUAUUGAUAUCACUGUGUACUGUCGCCACUAUGGCCUACUGCCUUUAGCAGCAAGACAAAGAAUCGGCCAGUUGGUCAUAUGGAGGGAAGUGUUCCCUCGAUGUCACCUCCAGCCUUCUACAACCUCAGACACUGACGCCUUCCCGGAGCCUGCAGGCAGAUAUUUUUUACUAAUUGUCGGCUGGAGGCAUUAUAUGUUGUGUGUACUCUUAGAAGCUGGAGGCUGCGCAUCCAAAGCUAUUGGGAAUCCUGGACCAGAUUGUAUAUACGUGGAUCAGGUCAAAACAACUCUUCACCAGCUGGAAGGAAUGGACUGCCGCAUAAAUGAACGGCUGGAAUCUUCUCCAAGCCCCUGCUUGUCUUGUGCUGACUGGUUCCUUGCCGGAUCACAUGAGAAAUUAGAUUGUUUGACAACCUCACCAAUCCUCAGUAGGCUACAGGGUACUUCCAAAGUAGCCACCUCCCCAACGUGCAGAAGAGCUCUUUUCGGUGACUACUCCUUAAAGACACGUAAGCCCAGCCCUUCCCGAAGCAGUGGAGGCCCUGACAACGUCUGUGAGGGUGGCGAAGGCGGCGGCCCGAGCCCCCACACUACACCGGAUGCAGAACGGAAGCAGAGAGAGGCUGAUGGCUCGGAAGAGAGUGGGGCCUUGCUCAGGGUCAUUAAAAAGAAGUCUGCUCUUCUAAAUCCAUUUCAUAUGGGGAACUUGAAAAAGGACCUUUCAGAAAAAGAAUUGGAAAUAUAUAACACGAUGAAAUUGACGUCUGGUCCAGAGAACACACUUUUCCACUAUGUUGCCUUAGAGACAGUGCAAGGGAUCUUCAUUACUCCUACCCACGCAGAAGUGGCCCAGCUCGGCGGCUCUGUCCACCCUCAGCUAAUAAGGAACUUCCAUCAGUGCUGCCUCUCCAUUCGUGCGGUUUUCCAGCGGACCUUGGUGGAAGAGAAAAAGAAAGCACCAAAUGUUGCAGACCCUUCGGGUUCCAUCGAUUCCGUCUCUCCUCCAAACCCUGUGAAAGAACACGGGGUGUUGUUUGAGUGCUCACCUGAAAACUGGGCCGACCAGAGGAAACCGGCGCCGGUCAUGGCGUACUGGGUGGUCGGGAGACUGUUUCUUCAUCCCAAAGUUCAAGAACUUUACAUCUGUUUUCAUGACUCAGUCACAGAAAUUGCCAUUGAAAUGGCUUUUAAGUUGUUUUUUGGGUUGACCUUGUAG
Messenger RNA from Pteronotus mesoamericanus, 2841 nucleotides. RefSeq names its product inturned planar cell polarity protein (gene INTU). Gene Ontology annotation, biological process: establishment of planar polarity; nervous system development; vesicle-mediated transport. NCBI's taxonomy places the organism in Eukaryota, Metazoa, Chordata, Mammalia, Chiroptera, Mormoopidae. The transcript has 16 exons. Gene Ontology annotation, cellular component: cytoplasm; cilium. The record is from RefSeq and is a predicted model, not a curated record. Gene Ontology annotation, molecular function: protein binding. Bases 10 to 2841 code for a protein of 943 amino acids.